Messenger RNA from Penicillium alfredii, 1887 nucleotides. RefSeq lists its product as uncharacterized. The transcript has 3 exons. Bases 1 to 1887 code for a protein of 628 amino acids. Lineage: Eukaryota; Fungi; Ascomycota; Eurotiomycetes; Eurotiales; Aspergillaceae. Gene Ontology annotation, biological process: chromatin remodeling. The record is from RefSeq and is a predicted model, not a curated record.
AUGGAUGACCCGGCGACUCGCAUCCCCGGGCAGCUGCUGCCCCAUAUGCAUCUCAUCUCGCGGAACCGCUACCCCAACAUGCAUAUGAUGCCGACGGAGACCGCCGUGGAGUACCUGACCAGCGCGCCCCGCGUCUGCCAAUCGCAACCAAUGCAUUGGACCUUCUUAGAUGGCCCAGCAGAUGGCACGUUGAUGCUCACAUGGCAACCGCUCGCUCAUCUGGGCAACAAUUUUGCCAGUGAUGGCUAUGUCUGGGCCGAUGUCGAGCAGGCCUUUACCUUUGAAUCGCGUGGCUAUACCGUGGAAAUGUUUCUUCACCGCAGCGGAUACCACCCUCCGAAUGAGAGCAUGGCAACCCACUCCCGCAAGCGCUAUCGCAUUGUCUCCUCCAAGAUCCCGAACGCUCCGCAACCAGACCCGUCAUUGUGGAUUGUCCACUAUUCGCGGGCUCCGCCACCAGACCAUGUUCCCGCAAACCGGAUUCCAGUCUCGCAGCAGGUACAAGGGAUGAUGGCCCAGCGACGCUUCCUCCAGAGCCAGGGCCAGCUCGCCCGCAAGGACUUUUUGCUCCAUGACCGAAACAACUGGCCAACAAUCAAUUUCCCACCACAGAUGGCCCCCCAGGGAUUCGUUCAGCCCCCCGGCGCAUACCAAAAUGCGGCGCCGGGCCGUCCGGGAUUCUUCCCGCCCCCGGGACAUCCGGCCGCGGUGGCCGCUGGGGUGCCCCCAGCCAAAGGGCCGCAGGGUCAUCGCGCCCCGUCAGUGGCCAUGGGAGCUGCCACGGCUGAUUUUGCUGUGGAGGAUGAGGAUGUGUCGAGCGGCGACAUGAUGGAUCACUGGACGCCCCGCGAUAUCAGCAAGAUGCGAUAUCAGCAGCACCACGAGUGGAUGGAGGAGAUCUUUGACUCUCCGUACGCUAUCACACAAAUUACACCAGUAUCGUUGGGCCUGGGCCGAAAGGGCGAGCUGGAGGCAUUGACCGCCGGCUUCUUCGAUGCGCCUGUGGGGACGUCAACGAGUGGGGAGGGUCAGGAGGCGGGUGACGCCCCGCAGGCCACCAAGAUGGAGCCAGCCAAAGCAGAAGAGUUUGCGGAUCGUGUGGCCAAGAAGGUGGCCAACAUGACGGCAGAGAUCGAGAAGUUGAAGCAACAACAUGCUCGCCGUAUGGAGCACUUCAACCGCAGUAAUCUUCUCAAGGAUUCGGAACUUCGUCUGCGGGACUCAGCCGCUGAACCCGCAGAGACGGGUGCAGAGGUUUGGCGACUGGAGGGCCGUAUCAUCAUUCCGACUGAGGAGGAAACCCCACAGCCGAGCUACGUGGAAGAAAAGGCUCACUACAAGGUGGAUGACGUGGUGCGAGAAGUGGAGACCGCCUGGAAGAAACAGAUCAUCACUGAGCCGAAGGUCUCGUGUGUCGAGAAGGGUGGACUACUGGAAAAUAUCGAGCCCGAACACAAAGACGAGCCCGACUCUUUCACGAAUGACAUGGCCCUGGACCAGGCCGACUCCCACCUACUCAAUCAGUUCGGUAGCCCGGCUCCGGAUGGCUCCGGUGGCGUUCCGAGCCUCUCUGCCCACGCACAACAAAUCCCUGGCACGGGCAUCCCCGGCGAUGUCGAUAUGGACCUGGGUGGCCAACUACCCGGCGGUGCCCCCGGCGAAGCGGCUGACUGGGUGAUGGUCAACGAGAACAAGGACCAAGCCGGCCUCGACAGUGCCGGCUUCGACUUUACCAAUAUCGACAGCGCUGGCGAUGCGCUGGCCGCGUACAGCGAGCAAAACGACGGGCUUGAUCUCCCGGACCUGGAGAACUCGGCGUUUGGGGAUGCUUUCCAUGCCUCGGAUAACGAGCACUCGCACCAUCCUGACGCGGAUGAAAUGUCCUAG